UGCAUUUGUAUCAGAGUUUCGCUUCCGCCACGACGACCGACGGCAGCUGUUGGCCGGCGGCUGACCUCCGGGGAUAAGCGUUUUCCAUUCGUUCGACAUGGCGCAAAUCAGACUGUUUGGAGUUGUCGGGUACGUGUACGCAGUGCUCAACAUUAUCAUUGCCUUCAGCGUCGCAAUUCGGUGUCUCAAUUCGUUCGGAAGCGAACAUGAAAAUAACACGGUCUUGGCGCUUAAGUCGAUCUUUGCUCUGUUUUGCUUCGCGUUCACGAUUAUGCUGGUGAUUGGCAUUAAGAGGGAGAAACUCGAGUACAUAAUCGUCUACAGGAUCUUCGUUCUGUUUCGCAGCACAUGUGGACUGGUUUACAUGGUCAUCAACCAGCUGAUAGUGAUUGUGGACAACGCCAAUACUGCCACCACGGUUGCGGUGGUGUUCAGUGUGCUGCUGUUGAUCAUUGCCGUGGUUUUGUUUGUAGGAUUCGUGACCAUUGAACUAUGGGUUUUGGCCGGAAUCAAGAGUUUCGUUGAGCUACCCAUCGAAAUAGUUAAAAUGCCAGCUGUUACACCGGUCUAAAUGAGCUGGAAGUGAUCUCGGACAGUUUUAUUCAAACAGUGAGAACGUAGAAAGAC
Molecule: messenger RNA, 627 nt
Organism: Ochlerotatus camptorhynchus
Lineage: Eukaryota; Metazoa; Arthropoda; Insecta; Diptera; Culicidae
Exons: 4
Coding region: 98-571 (157 amino acids)
Source: RefSeq, a predicted model, not a curated record